Chilo suppressalis (striped riceborer) is the source of this 17078-nucleotide messenger RNA. NCBI's taxonomy places the organism in Eukaryota, Metazoa, Arthropoda, Insecta, Lepidoptera, Crambidae. The record is from the annotation of a GenBank genome assembly.
CUGUAUCAACCUGACGUUUAUUUUGGGUUUCGCGAUUGAUUUUAAUUCGGAUUGUAAUUAGUUUUAUAUCGCAGUUGUAUUUCUUAUAGAGUUGGGAUGAAAUUAAUAGUAAUAUUAUGUUCAUAAUGGUUUACUGUUCUCAGACUGUCAUUUCCAAACUAUGAAAAUGAUUAAAACGUAGUGACGAAAUUACCGGUUGCGAAAAUGUCUGUCCCUGAUGAUAGUGAAGAUUUCAUAUUUCGUCCACAACAACAUUUAGACACGAAAUGGCUUAAUCCUGACUUACAAGAUGCUUUACAUAAUCCAGAGUCUCAUUGCACCUUGUUUAAUAGUUUGCUUCAAGAUAGAGAAAUAUAUUUUGAUGCAACAAAUGGUCUUGUGAAUUCGGCAGGAGUUACAGCAAAACUUGGAGAAAGUGGCAAAUAUUACUGUGGCCUCAGGAUAUUAACAUGCACUUGUUGUGAUGGACUUUGUGGACCACAUUCAGGUUGUGCCUGUGCACCAUGUACUGCACUAUCUACCGAAGAAGACAUGCGUAAUGCCAUUCAAGCUAAAAUUAUUGUACCACCAUCCUCAGUGCAAGUAAUAGAUGAUUUGAAAUGGAAAUUAGAUCCAGGACCUGAAUGCCUUCAAAAUUUGAUGGAAUCUCUGCUGUGGGAGCAACGUGUAAGAGCUAUUAAUACAGCUCUUAGUUGUCCAUACAUCUCACAAAUCCGCCGCUUGAUAGUUUUAUGCAAUAGACAUCUCGUAGCAGUUAUUAGAGACAACAUACAUAAUAGAGAAGAAAAAAAAGUAAAGGUUGAUAAAAAGUCUAUCCAGGCAGUUAGCAACAGAGCUUUAAGCAAUGUUGUUAAUAGUCUAAAGAAACCUGUCGAACUAUCCACUGAAAGCCAGGAUGAUGUAGAAGACCAAGCUGACGAUUCUGAGAAUGCCUUUGGAUUAGCGCGCGUCGGAGCAAGAGCAGCGCUGCGUCUGGCAUUGUCGUUAGUAAGGCGGGCGUGGCGUUGCGGCGAGGACGCCGACGUAUGUUCCGCGCUACUACGAGACGCUUUGGACGCAGUACGCGCACUGCCCGACGCUGCGCUUUUCGCCGGCGCCACUGCGGCGCAGCAAGCACCUCGUUCACAGAAGAUAUGGGCUGAAGUUGUCGAUAGCGCUGCGAAAUUUCUACAUCAAGUUGUGGCUGGGGAAGUGGGUUGCAAUGUGCCCCUAGGAGAUUGGCGCACGUCACUUUGUGUAUGGGUCGAGUUGUGUGCGCGCCGAGCAGAAUUACCCGCUUUGUUGAAAGCUGCAGAUGUUCUAGUCACUCUACCUCCGCGACAGAAAAGGCAACCAGAUAACAGAAUAACUUUAGAAGAAUGUACAGCACCUUUAGGACCAUUUUUAAGGAGAAUGGCUAAAGUUACCGCGUCCAAUCCGUCUAUCAAUAAUGAGCCAAGCACUGAACCCAAUCCCACAGAAAUAUAUUUAAAGGAACUGAAUAUACCUAGUGGCGAUGGAUUAAUGGAGGUGCGGAAAGCCGGUAUAGCUUUAUUAUGUCACUUAGACAGGCUUGGAGCCCCUCUACUACCGCCACUAAAAGGAUUUGUCACUUGUACCGAAUCGGCUCAAGAAGUUAUAUCGGUGGGCGCAGGGCCAUUGCAGCUAGGUGCUUUAAGAAUUCAGCAAAUCUCAUGUGCGGAGAAGCUGGCACUGUUGCUCACAUACGAUGGUGCCGUUUAUACUCUGCCUUAUGAUACUAUGACGCCCCAACUUGUUCCUGGUCUCGAAAACAAAACAAUAACGCAAGUGGCAUGCCACUCCAUCGGCCGCCACUAUCUCUGCUGUUCUUCGUGCGGUGGUGUGUGGUCGUGGGGCAUAGGUGAAGACGGGCGGCUGGGGCACGGAGACACGGCGCCUAGGGAUGCGCCCGCCUCUAUACACCACCUGGCGCACCACGAGGUGGUCAAGGUGGCUGCGGGGAUCGCGUGCAGUGCUGUUAUAACAUCUCGAGGCGCCUUAUACACUUGGGGCCGUGGUACGCAAGGACGUUUAGGACAUGGCACCAUCGAAAACUGCCUGACUCCACAACCUGUCUCAUUCAGCGCUCAUAACAUCGAGCGAGUUAUCGACAUUGCGUUAGGUUGGGGUGAAAGUCAGACCCUCUGUUGCACUUGGGAAGGCGCAGUCCAAGUGUUUGGCGACAACGAAGGCGGCAUGCCCAGAAUCCUUACGUCACUCGCGGUACUGAGAAUCACACGCCUCUACACUGGUGAACAUUGGCAUGCGGCACUCACUGAUGGAGGUCAAGUUUAUACAUGGGGCAAAGGAGAUGGAUAUCGACUUGGUCAUGGAAAUUCUGAUACCAUCAAAAUUCCUAAAGUAGUAGAGGCUUUUCAAGGUUUGAAGAUAGUUGAUUUGUCCUUGGGUGCUUCACAUGGAAUAGCAUUGACUUCUGAGGGUACAUUGUAUGCUUGGGGAACUCACGAGAGAGCCCAAAUAUCUAGUCCUGUGCCACAACUAUUGCAAGUAUUGAAUCAAUCUUUUAAAGCAAAUGGUGCUACAAGUGGACCUAACCAAAUAAUUGUUUGGAGCGAGGAAACCCCUAGAGAUUUGCCUUCUUCCUUGCCAUUUGUUAUAGAUUUAUCAGAUAACACAUUCAAAUUGUUAGAGCGGCUGUUACGAAUAGUAGUCGAGCAAAACAAUGCUGCGUCCAUAAAAGAGAAUGAAUCUUUGGCUAUAUCAUGUCUCAACCUUCUUCGAUUACAAGUGCACGCGUGGCAGUGCUCUCACGGUGCUGAGUUAGAAUUGGGCGAUAAUGAAAAGUCGUGGUGUAACGGAGUCCAUUCCGCUCUAGUGGCGUUGGUGGAAGGGCGAGCUGGCAACGUUGCGGCGGCGGCGGCCAGACGCGCACUAGCCGCCGCCUGGCCGCUGCUGCUGCCCACGCCGCAGAUUAGGGCGCAGCAUCUCAUAGCACUGCUGCCUCAAGGUUCCGCACCAGCUAGCACAGGCGCCCGGUUCAUGACGGAAUUGCUCGUAUGGUCACUACUGGGCGGAGGUGGACUUAGGGAUGCCUUACGAAAUGCCUUGCAAUCUCAUUCCAUAGAUGCUUACAACCACUUACAGCUUGACGUGGAUUAUGAUCAAGUUGAUAUCGUAACUGGUCAAAGGAGUGUUCAAACUAACAAUGGAGAUGAUGCUGAACCUGUUAGAGGUUGCACGGAGGAAUAUCAAAUUAACAAUGCCAGCAUCACAGACAAGGGUGCGUCUGUGCCUUUAAUGCAUUUGGUGAAGCAUCUUAUUCGUAAUACGAGUUGCCAGACCCAAAUGCAUAUCAAUGGCAUAAUCAAUGGGGAUACAACAAAAACAGACGACCCAAAAGGUCAUGACACCGUCAGCCCUAGUUGUGACUUGUUAAUUCGAUUUCAAAGGCUGUUAUUCUGUGAAGCGAUGUGGACCCGUGGUGGUAGGAGCACGCGUGGUGGAGUGCGUAUCUUAAUUACGCAAUAUACUGCGUUACUAGCGGAUCAUGUACAGUCAACACUUAGUACUUUCAGUCGUGCAGUCCAUAGAGCAGACGAUGCUCAAUUGGUUGCGCUGUGUGAUGUGAUAGCUUCUGAUAUUGUUGGUCGCGUAAUCAGCGAAUUGUGUGCGUGGAUAGUCUCCUGCGCUGCUAGAAGCGCGUGCGCAUUGGCCGAAUGCAAUUCUGCGUUAGUGAAGAUAGCUCGAGCUUGCGAUGAGGCCGCAAGAGUAUUGCCAUCUGCGGCGAAACUAGACGCCGACUUACUUGGAUGGCCCGGCCUUAUAUCAAGAAGACAUCAGCUGAACAAUAGUGUUAUACGCAAGUGCGAUCUACACAACCACACCAAAGAAGGCGGAUCGUGGAUAAUAGUCGCCGGUCACGUGUUCGACGUAGAGAACUUCGAAUGCGACAACGCCAGCACCACGGAAUUAAUCCGCAAGCUGCGCGGUUGCGACGCCACCGCGGCGUUGAGCGUUGAACCGCACGCGGCGUAUUUGUCUCGAAUCACGGCAAAAUGUGUCGGUUUAUACGCUGACCAGAUCUACAGCCACAAAUGUCACGAAAGCUCGUCGAGUCUCCGUGCCCAUCACAUUUUGUCGUCUUGUGCGUUCAAUCUCGCGGUGGGCUUGACACAAUGCGGAUCGCGACUAGCUAUCUCGCUCCCAGUGCAACAAGCUGAAAGGGAUGCUGCACCGUACGCCGCCGCGGUUUUCCUUAGGGGUGGAUUACAAGUCUCCCAGUUGACGAAUCCGUUUGAAGAAGAGAAAGCGGAAGCUCGCAGCGGUUCAUCCACUGGCGGUAAUAGCCCUGCUAGUGACGCCCCGCCUUCGAGAACUUCAAGACCCCCUCCCCGCGUCAACGUGGCAUCGUCACCAGCGAAAGCCGAAGCCUUGUUAUUUGCACUCGCUGAGCCGAAGUUACAUGAUCCCCUUGCGCUGCAUCUAUGGUGGGCGUGCGAAAGGCGUGAAGGGUGUGCUCCACAUUUUCCACCCGAACAUCCAUUGGAGGAGCUUCGGAGAGCACUGCUCGCUGCUUUGCUAUUCCAUGCUGGCUUGAAGGAGCACGCUUUGGCUACGGCAACAGCAGAAAUGGAAAAAGGUGAAGUGAAACUGUCGCCGGCCAUGUCAGAAAUCGUGAAAGCUGUACAGCAAAGCAAGUGGACUCUCAUGCGAACUAGACAACAGUUGUCGCGAGGAUACAAAGAGGUAUGCGCCGCACCAUUAGAGCGGGCGAGGUUCUUACUUCACGAAGUACGCGCGGCCAUAUCGCCCGCAGUUAGCGCCCUGCACUCGCGGCCGCCCUCGCGGCGGGCCUGCACUGCGAAGAAGAUGUUCCGGAAGGUUAUGAAAGCAGCUAAGACACCCAGUUUUAAUAAAUGUUUUGAAACCACAAAGGACUUGCGAAAUAGACAAAACAGCUUAAGUAAAAGCAUGCUUAAAGCAACCGGCAGCUUACUUCAGGGCGACGCCUUACUUAUAAAAUCUUCAAUAGCUAACGCAAGCAAAACUCCGGACGAUGCUCCGAGCAUCAUCGUAGAACACCCUAGAGGACACAUAGAUUACAGUGGCGACAAAGAAAUUGCUGGCCAGGGCAAGAAAAAAUUAAAAGUCAAAGAUAAACCACUGGAAAAAGAUCUGAAAAAUGCUUCGAAUAACGAUGGCAUGCGCAACGAAGGACGUAGCGAAUACAAAGUGACUGAGAGAGAAGAUGUACUAGAUAAAGAUAACGAUGACAAAACUCCUACUAACGAAAUAUCUUUAAGUUCUAUUAAUGAUAUUACUGAUAACUCGAUUCUCAAAGAAUCUUUAGAAAGCGAGAAACAGGUAUUGCUGCUCGCCGAUGAUCUCAAAAAUGAUCUCAUAAUGGCUGACGAAGAGAAGGAUGAUGAUAAUUCUGAAAGAAAUAAAUUUGUGAAUGCUUGGGUUUCAAAAUUAUCUUGUGAAAAGAAAGAUCUGUAUUGGUUGUUGGAAGAAGUGACGCCUGAACAACAAAGCUUGACAAUGGCUGUGAUUGAUUUUGUAAUGACUGAAGACCCCUGUGAUAUUGAUAUUCUAAGAAGAGCUUUGUAUUGUCAGGUUCAAAGAGCGGAAAUAAGAAAAAAAGGCUAUAAUAUUAUCAACAGUAUUCUACAUUCCUCGCAAACGAUGUCGGAAAGCGUAAAAUAUGCAGCCUUGGCGGGUUUGUUGGGUGGUUCUAUGGCGGAUUCUGUGCCUUACGCCCCUAUUAAGCCGACCAUCCCUCUAGCCCCGCCACUGAAAGGCAUCGAAUCUGUGAUACCAUACUCAAAGUACAUGGUGCUUUUGGAGAGGUCGAAAUUGAUGGACUUUAUUCUCAUAGAGUUAAAGGCGAGAAUCCUAGAAGGAGAACAGAGUCAACCUUUGCCUUUGAAAAUGAGUGCUAACUAUGGUGCACAUGCGUUGUUGAAUCGACCGUCUAGAGCAAGAUUUCUUAUAACUUUACUGUCCCUUCUUAUUGAGGGAUGUCAAGGACCAGAAUUAGAACAACUAAUAAACGGAGGAGCUCUCAGCUCCUGUCUUACUUUGCUAAAGCAGAUAGGAGGAGACACAUCGCAACACGCAUCACUUAUAUGCAACGGAAUUAAAUCCAAAUCGGAUUGCCUAAUAAUUUACGAGGACGAAAGACUUGGAGCUCGCGCUCGUGGUGCCUCACUUUCUGGGCCAGAGUUAGCAUCGUUGAUGAAAAUAGGCACUCGUGUUGUUAGAGGCAAAGACUGGAAAUGGGGCGAUCAGGACGGUGUACCGGGUGGAGAAGGCCGGGUGAUUGGAGAAUUAGGUGAAGACGGAUGGGUCCGAGUGGCGUGGGACGCGGGAGGUACUAACUCUUACCGCAUGGGCAAAGAGGGCAAAUACGACCUCAAAUUGGCUCGAUCGCCCUCCCCGCCCCCUUCUGUGGAUGAGACGAUACAUGGGAAUGUCGCAGAUAAUAACAUCGAGUGGUGGCCUGUAAGCGAAGUACGUGCAGCGUGUACUUGCGCCGUACGAGCUAUGUGUGCUACCGCGGGCGCAAAUGGGAGGAAUACGGGCGUAGUCGGCGCCACCGCGCGCAGGAACGUAGCGGCGCUGCAGCGUAGACUGCUGGCGUUAGCGCAUGCACACUCUUCCCCACCACCCACUGCCUUCGCGGCGCACCAACAUACUGCACUGGCGUUGCUUAGGGCCAGCGCUCAAAGUACCGAGAUGAGAAUAUCACUCUGCACCGACUCCUGGUUUGAGCUUUGCUACAGUAUAAUAUCUGCAGUAGACAAACCUAUUACUCAAGAUCUCAUCUACUUACAAAUACAAUCGCUUUGGUUACUACGGCGUGUACUGGUCGAACAUACUGGUAGUAGUGAAUGGAGAAGGACUAUAGUCGCUCAAAUGCUAGCCCUAAUAGGGCGACUGUGGCUUGAAACGCAUUCCGGGGAUCCUGCCCUUAGACCUUACCAUUAUGCACUAGCUGCUCCCAAUGACGAGGAGGAAGUUGACAAUAGAUGGCGUGCGCCUGCGACUGCAAGUUAUACAGGAGCAACUUGUGCUGCUCUAGCACAGCUUGUAAGACAAUUACACGGAGCAACACAAUGGCAUGCCCCUGUCACUGCUUUGCUUUUAGAAAAACUACAAUUAGCUGCCCAAUUAGUGACAACAGACUGGCAUUGGUGGCCUCAUACUAGUCAAGAUUUAACACAAACCAUAAAGCCAUCACCACCCAGUCUUGAUACCUGUCUGAUCGCUGGAGCUUUAGGUGUUGUAGGCGCAGUGGAAUGUCGAGUAAGAUUAGGGCAACGAGUGACUGCAGGAUCUCCGCCCCGAAACGCGAUAGUAACACAAUUGUCCCCUAGAGCUAAAAUAACGCUGGUAUACGAUGACAAUACUAUGACCAAGACCGAGCUAAGUGGACUUGAAAGUGCAGAAAUUGAACGUUUGCCACAACCUCUCGGCGGCGGUGAGAGUAGUUUACGCGUCUGCGCAGCUUUACUUGGAGCUGGACCUCAUACCUCUUCCAUACAUCCUCAUCAUUUACCUGCCGAAGUGGAUUUAUUUGGACUCAGACGACAACAGAUGGAACUACUGACACUUUGUGCAGUGAGAGGCCUGCUCACAACACGUACACGACUUCGGAAGGUUUUGAUGCAACCACCUGAUAGCUCUGGUACCACGGAGCGUAGUUCAGUACUGGGUAGUGAAGCGACGCUGCUCCGUCGAUUGCUCGCGCUCGCGACGCGUCCGAGCCCGUUGGCCGCGUCGCACUCGCCCCGCGAACUAGCCGCCGCCGCUAUCGCUAUAGUACAGCAGUUAGCUGCGCAUACUAAUGGUGACGAUAAGGAUCACGAGCCACCGCCUGAUCUCCCAAUCAUAGACAAAAGUAAUGUUAUGCAGCUAUCUAUGGGACCAUCAACAAGUACCGCAUCUCUUUCACGGAAAGAUCUCAACACAUGGGCUAAUUCUGCACAAGUGCAGCAAGUUAUAGAAAUGGGGUUUUCAAGACAUGCAGUUUACGCUGCUAUUCAGGCAUUAGGCGGUGCCACUUUGCCUUCAGUUGAAUCACUAGUAGCAUACUUAUUGGAAUUGCCUCAACAAGGCAUGGAUGAUUCAGUAUUCGAAAUGAGACCCCACUUGUCUAAGUUAGAGAAGAAACAGACGCCGUACAGAUGGCGCAGUUGUUUCGCUUCAGAGGAAGAGUACGCGCAGUAUUUGUCUGAUGUCAUUACUCCGGGGAUGACUGUACGCUGCUGCAAAGCUUACGAAAGUGUAGCUUUGGGGGACGUUGGUCAAGUUCAGAAGGUGGAGCGUGAUAUAAAGCAAAACGUCUUUUUGCACGUGGAAUGGCGGGGCUUAGGCCGCAUUUACGGGCUUAGGGCGGUUAACGCUGAAGUAGUGUCUGGUGGACCGCCCUUCGCCGUAGGAGAUCGAGUGCGAGUGCGCGCUGCCGUUACUCAGCCGCGGUACAAGUGGGGCUGCAUCGACCAUACUAGCGUCGGCACUGUCACUGCAAUUUCGAGCAACGGGCGGGAUUUAACUGUUGAUUUUCCACAACAACCAGGAUGGACAGGGCAAGUCAGUGAGAUGGAACUUGUUACUGAUCAAUCUGAAUGGGGGGAGAGUGCUGGUGGGGCAGCAGUAGGAUGGCGGGGCGCAGUAAGAGCCGUCCGAGUGUCAUCUUGCAGACCCGGCGCGGGCGCAAGGCGAUUAUUGGAUGCGCAACCCCAUACUUACUGGCAGAGCUCCAGCGGUACUGGUCAGCACUGGAUCCGCGUCGAGAUGCGGUGCGGCGUGCGCAUUCGCCGGCUCGGUUUGGGCGUUGCGGGUGGAGCACAUGGGCCCGCGGCGUUGGCGGUUAGAGCGGGUGCAAGCUUUGAUGAUGCCGCAUUAGCGCCGCUCGCCGCCGCACCGUGUGCGCCCGCGCCUCCGCCCGCUCGCGACCGCGCGUCCCACCACCUGGCGCAGAUACAGCUGCUAGCCGACUGUAAACAGUAUUAUCCAUGCAUCGAAAUAAGUAUCAAACAGAACCGUAACGUAAAUGCUGACUGUCGCGUUCACGGUCUGUACAUAACCGGAUUCCGUCCAAAUCCACUGUACAACGACGUGUUACUUAGUAUGAACUUUGUUGCUGAAGACUGGAUGGAAAAAGAUAAUACAACAGGAGCGGUUUCAUCGGAUAACAAUCCACCGUCUUUGCCUAGCGAUUCUUCCAAAGUUUUUGUAUGGGGACUAAAUGACAAAGACCAAUUGGGCGGCGUCAAAGGAUCAAAAGUGAAGGUCCCAGUGUUCUCUCCGUCGUUAAGCGCUUUCAGACCUCUCCAUAUUGCUGGCGGAUCCAAAACUCUUUUUAUUGUUUCACACGACGGAAAACUGUACGCUUGCGGUGAAGGUACAAACGGCCGCUUGGGCCUUGGCCACAGCAAUAACGUGUCCACGCCGCGUGUGAACACGUACCUUGCGCACGCGCUCGUACGACGCGUCGCCGUACACUCGGGCGGGAAGCAUGCGCUGGCGCUAACUGCUGAUGGAAAGGUCUAUUCAUGGGGGGAGGGAGAAGACGGCAAAUUGGGUCACGGCAACCGGAUAACAUUAGAAGUGCCUCGACUCAUAGAAUGCUUAUCGGGGGAACGAGUAGUCGGUAUCGCUUGUGGCUCAGCGCAUAGCGCUUGCGUUACAGCUCGCGGCCACUUGUAUACAUGGGGUCUUGGAGAGUACGGGAGACUCGGUCAUGGUGACGAUAAUACGCAACUGCUGCCUAAGAUGGUGGAAGCUCUUGCCAACUUUAGAGUCGUGCAAGUGGCUUGUGGAUCACGUGACGCACAAACUUUAGCGCUCACAGCUUGCGGAAAGGUAUUCUCAUGGGGUGACGGAGAUUUUGGCAAACUUGGACGAGGUGGUUCCGAUGGUUGUGCGAUUCCAAUGAACAUUGAAAGAUUGAACACUCUUGGUGUGAUACAAGUUGAAUGCGGUGCUCAAUUCAGUUUGGCUCUUACAAGGGAUGGAGAGGUUUGGACAUGGGGCAAAGGUGACUUCUUUCGACUCGGCCACGGAUGCGACGCGCACGUGCGUCGUCCCACACUCGUGGAAGCUUUGCGUGGUCGCCGCGUGAUUCACGUUGCCGUCGGCGCGCUGCAUUGCCUCGCUGUCACUAGCGAGAACCAGGUUUGGGCUUGGGGUGACAAUGAUCACGGCCAACAAGGCAACGGCACCACCUGCGUGAAUCGUCGGCCGGCUAUCGUAGCCGGGGUAGAAGGGGUUCAGAGGGCAGCUGCCGGAUCAUCGCACUCGGCCGCCUGGUCUAUAAGACCUACACCACACACUGCCGUUGAUGAGGCCAAGAUUCCCCAUAUCGCACCGCUGCCGUUCCCCACGCUCAAGGAUCCUUUAGGAGCACAGAGUCUUGGCUUGUAUUCUGAUGAGGCUGUAGUAGAAGAACCGCAUGGACCGCGGCCGUCUCUAGCGGCCGCAGCCCUUGCGUUAGAACCGCCUGUGGCCGUGCAACAUGCGUUGUCUUUGAUUUUGCUCGCUCUUCAUAUAACGCAGGCACGUUGCCUCUUAGUGGAAGCCCUGAGAGCUCACGAAGCGUCGGCGGUGACGCCAGUGUCGGCUUGCAUCGACACCGAAGACGAGGACGCUGAGAACGAAGCCGACGCUCGCAUGGGGGGCGGGGAGGCGCCCGCCGAUCGAGCUACCUUGCCUAGUGGAGCGAGCAGUCCCUUGAGUGGUUCUAUAUCAUCUCGUCACUCGGCCGUCAUGUCAUCGAGCGCAGUAUCAGUCGCUGCGGCUACAAUGACCGUGCAACAAGCCGAAGCACCAAAGUUGGUUCUAGACGAGUUCACGUCACAACUAGGCGAAUCUGACGCAAGGGCUUUAGUCGACUUGCUGAAGUUGGCAGCUGCCAAUCGCAUACCAGACGCAAACAAUGCGGUUAAAAUCGUCACAGACGUUCUUAUGGCUCUAUGCGCCAGUAAGCCAGCCGUCGCGGAUAUGGUGGUAGAGGUUUGCGUUUGCGAGUUGGAGGAAGCGGCCGCGGGCGGAGGACGGGCGCCGCCGCAGCCGGUCACUGUGGACAGCCCGCAUCCGUACGCCGACGACACGGACAUAGCGGGCGUGGUGAAGAUCCCAGGGGCGUCUUCCUUGCGAGUAACGUUCGAACAAGGCUGCUCAACGGAGCGUCGAAACGAUCCCCUAACCAUAUCGGACGCUACUGGCCGUGUUCUCACCACUAGAUCUGGCAGAGAACCCUCGGAUUGGUCACAGGAGAUCAUCGUAGCUGGUGAUGAACUGCGUUGGCGUUUCACGAGUGACAGUUCCGUCAACGGAUGGGGGUGGAGAUUUACAGCACAUCCCAUACUUCCAUCGCAUUCGAACACAGAUAGCGGAUCGGACCGAUAUGUAUUGUCCAGUCCCUCUGUGGAAUUAGCUUGGCGUUUACUCGACGGACCUCUCCUAGCUACGAUAUCGAACGACCAUCAACUGGCUCCACGAUUGGCACAAGCACUCGCUAUAUGCGCGCAAAUGCCAACAUUGUCUUGGCGCGGUCGCGUGUGGUGUGUACGCCGUCUACGCGGCGUAGUUUGCGGCGUGGCUGGUGAAUCGGGCCCCCCUCCACCGCCCGCCCUCUCCCACCUACCGCAACUGCUGCAAGCGCAGUACGAGCACGAGGAGCCCGCGCUCAGGAUCGGCACGCAUCUCAUGCACACGCACUAUCUCAAGGAAUUAGCAUGGCUCGCAUGCGGUUUGCGAAUUGACACGCGCGUAUGCAGCGGUCCGGACGCCGCACGCUGGACGUGGUUUAAACGCUACUGCCUCUGCAUACGAACCGCCGACGCCUUAAUCCGACGCAGUGCAAUCCCUAUGCCGUUUUUAGCUGACGUGAGAAAAAGACUGUCAGAAUUAGGCGUCUACAACACCGAAGAGAGCAGCACAGACGCUAUUUAUCCAUGGGAGGAUAACACGAAAUUUACGCGACAACACGACGAGCAGUUACUCCAUUGGGUCAACAAACGUCCAGAAGAUUGGACUGGUUGGUGGAGCGGCGGCUCUUUAGGCUGCGCAGUUUACGGAUGGGGACAUAAUCACCGUGGGCAAUUAGGCGGAGUCGAAGGGGCUAAAGUCAGAACUCCUACGCCUUGCCUCUCACUCGCUGCACUUAAUCCAGUGCAAUUAGUGGGUGGAGAACAGACACUAUUCGCUGUCACGCCAGACGGAAAAGUUUAUGCUACUGGUUACGGAGCGGGCGGUCGUUUAGGUAUUGGCGGCAUUGAUUCUGUAUCUCAACCAACUCUCUUAGCCUCAAUUCAACAUAUUUUCAUAACAAAGGUUGCUUGUAAUUCCGGUGGGAAGCAUUGUCUUGCUUUGUCAUCGGAAGGCGACGUGUACAGCUGGGGCGAAGGGGAAGAUGGCAAACUUGGUCACGGCAAUCGCGUGAGCUACGAUCGUCCAAAGCUAAUAACAGCGCUGUCAGCGCUAGAAGUGGUUACAAUAGCUUGCGGCGGUGCUCACUCCGCUUGCCUCACAGUGCGCGGCCGCAUCUACACUUGGGGCAAGGGACGGUAUGGUCGCCUCGGCCACGGGGACUCUGAGGACCAACUCGUACCCAAAUUGGUGGAAGCGCUAGCGAUGUAUCGUGUGGUUGAUGUUGCUUGUGGGUCUGGCGAUGCUCAAACGCUCUGCAUCACAGAUGAUGAUAAUGUUUGGUCUUGGGGUGACGGUGACUAUGGCAAAUUGGGUCGAGGGGGCUCUGAAGGAUGUAAAGUACCAAUGCGAAUUGACUGUCUGAAAGGGUUGCGUGUAAUAAAAGUGGAGUGCGGUUCUCAGUUCUCUGUCGCUCUGUGCCAAGGCGGAAGUGUUUACACAUGGGGCAAAGGUGACUAUCACAGAUUAGGACAUGGCAGCUAUGAACACGUUAGGCGGCCAAUGCUAGUCACUGGUAUGCAAGGGAAAAUGAUCGUAUCAAUUGCCACUGGUAGCCUCCAUUGCGUUGCGUGUACAGACGCAGGCGAAGUUUACACUUGGGGCGAUAACGAUGAGGGUCAACUUGGUGACGGAACCACACUCGCUGCGCAAAGACCGAGGUUGUUAAUGGCUCUCCAGGGUAAACGAGUCACAAGAGUGGCGUGCGGUAGUGCUCAUACAGUGGCGCUUUGCGUGGAAGCCGCUAGGGCUCCUAGGCCCCCGCCCCCGCCACCAUUGGAAUGCCACCUACUAAGAGACCUGGCGCCCAGUCUCAUAUGCAAUAGACUGGUAUUGCUGCAUCAGUUUUCGGAGUUAGUGUGUCCGAACCUGCCGCUAUUGAUUUUAGACGGUCCUCUGGAUCACUUGCGAACCCUAUUAUUCUACAGCGUCAAGGAAGCUGCGUUUAGAAAGGCCAUAAUGGCGACUAUGGUGCGCGAACGCCAACACGGGCCAGUGGUAGAACUGUCACGGGUAGCAGCAAGACGGGCUCGUCGCGGUGGAUCAGGGCUAGCUGGUGCUGCCGGCAUGCGAUCUGUAUUCGGUCAGAUGGUAGCUCGACUACCUGCUCUCACGCACGACGCCCUCGCGUUACCACACCGAGUGUGGAAGGUCAAGUUUGUGGGUGAGAGCGUGGACGACUGCGGCGGCGGUUACAGUGAAAGCAUAGCGGAGAUGUGCGAAGAACUGCAGAACGGGUCGCUACCGCUGCUGAUGGCGACGCCGAAUGGGCGCGGCGACGCGGGCGCUUCUAGGGACGCGUUUCUAUUAAACCCCACUGCCAACACGCCGCUGCAUCUCAACUGCUUCCGGUUUCUAGGUGUUUUAAUGGGUAUCGCUAUUAGAACUGGUUCUCCUUUAUCGCUGUCUCUCGCCGAGGGUGUGUGGAGACAACUAGCUGGACAACCACUCAGGCCACAGGAUUUAGCUGAAGUCGACAAAGAUUUCUUGCCUGCCCUACUCUGCAUUAGAGAUAUGACGCCGAGUAACAAGGAAUUACAAAAUCUGGAACUACCCUUCUCCAUACCUUCUGCGGCUGGUCACGAGGUACCGCUCUCCACGCGACACAAGAGAGUAACGCCGGACAAUAAAGACGAAUACGUACAGUUAGCGUUACAUUACAGAUUACACGAGUUCGACGAGCAAGUUCGCGCGGUACGCGACGGCAUGUCACGCGUUGUUCCCGCGCCGUUGGUGGCGUUGUUUAACGCGGCCGAACUGGAGACGCUUGUGUGCGGUUCGCCGGAUAUCCCUGUACACGCGCUCCGUGCGUCCGCCACUUAUAAAGGAAUAGAGCCGAGUGCGCCGCUGGUGCAAUGGUUCUGGGAAGUGAUGGAAGAGUUAUCUGGCAGCGAGCGCGCUUUGUUCCUGCGUUUCGUGUGGGGCCGUACUCGAUUACCGCGGGCUCCGCAAGAUCCCCGCCAAAGAGAUUUUGUGUUACAGGUACUUGACAAAUAUCAACCGCCUGAUCACUUCCUUCCGGAGAGCUACACAUGUUUCUUCCUUCUCAAGAUGCCAAGAUACUCAUGCAAGUCCGUUUUACGGGAGAAGCUUAGAUACGCUAUACACUUCUGCAAGAGUAUCGAUACGGAUGAAUACGCACGCGUGGCGUUAAGUGCGGCCGAACGAGUUUCUUCCGAAGAAUCCGAUUCUGAAGGCGAACCUGCGCCUGCGCCGCUUCCUCCGCUUUACUCGUUAACUAGACCACCGACUUGGCUUUAGGUAUUCUUAUAACUAUAAGAUGCGAGAACUGGCAGUCGUUGAAACGAGAAUACAAAACUUUUUUGCAUUUUAUUGAAACAUCUUUUCCAUGUUUUAAAAAAAGUAUUAGUCAGAACUUUUAUUAUGCCGAAAUAAGUGACAUUUCUCUCAUUUGACUGGACGUUAGAUUUUUAAGCAAUGUAUCGCACUCGGGAGAUAAUAAUAGUGCGAUUUAAAAUUUAUGGUGGUUGUGAAGUUAGCAACGAGCGCAACUCCGCGCAGGUUUCAGUUUAGUGACAUCCGCUAUCCUAUCCUACAUUUCGUUUGCUGUGCCGCGACUUGCAUUAAUUUCACAGCUGCCAUUAAAUCUAGUUCAUAAUUUGAGUUGCAGUUCUCGAAUAUGACGCAAUCCUAGAUACAUCUUAGGUCCACUGGCAGCAAAUUUGCUUAAUAACAAUUACUUUUAUUACAACUAAAACUAGAUAUAGCCCAUACAAUUUUGUCAAAUUGACAUUGACGUUCUGUCAUUCUUCUAUGGUAUAGAUCUAUUUUUAGUGGAAUUAAGAUUUAGCAAAUUUUCUGCUAUUUUACCUUUAUGACCGACGACCGCGAAGUACUUGCUCGGCGUCGUUAACAUUUUGAACAUACGACACCACAUUUAAAACCCACAAAACAUAGUUUUUUCGGAUCUGGAAAUGAUGCUUCCAAUUUAAGUAUUAUACAUUUAGUUUCUUAAACAUACUAACUUUUUAGUAAAUUAAAAUAAAAUAGUUAAUGUGAUUUGUAAUAGUUUUUCAUCAACUCUGUUGUGAUAAAAAUACAUUGUAACAAGUAUGUUUUUGAUAGAAAUAAUGAUAUUUGUGUUAUGUUAAAACACAUUUGUAUUAACGAAUAACCUGUCAAUAUGCCACUCGAAGGCGAUAAUUGUUUGAGCUAAAUUUUGUCAUACGGGAGAAACUAUAAACAAUAGAGAUUGAGCUCAAACAAAUUAUAACUUUUAACUGCCUUUCCACCACUCAAACUGUAACUCAACGAUGCAAGAGGUAAAAGGCCAUCAAUAGAAUUACGUUAUUUUACUAACCUCGUGAAGUUAUGCAUCCUGGGAAACUUCUUGAGCAACGGCCAUAGACUAGGACGCCUGCGCAGUAGCAACUUUACUUACAAAAACGUCUACUGCGCAAAUAUAUUUGUCUGUGGUUUUUCUCAAUAAGUUUGCGGCGACCUAUACAGUUUUAUUGAUAACAAUACUAUUGAUGACAUUUUUCCACGCGUAUCCUUUAGGUUCCUCGUACAUAUUGUGGAACUACCAACUUUGAUGCAGUCAUGGUUAAAGUAUUUAAUACUCCAUGUGUCAUACUCAUUUGUUUGGAAAUUAUAUUGUUUUACUUUGUAUAAAAAUAUUUGAUAUUUAAGUCGCUUCCUCUCAUUCAGAAACCGUUGAGAAUAUUUAAAUAUUUAACUUCCUUAUCCUUUCGCUUUUAUUUUAUAAUAACUGAAUUAAUUUAACAUCACUCCUACCCAUUGGCCAAAUCCUAUCAUCUGUAAGUUAACCUUUUAUGUAUCCUUAUAAAAGGAUGAUAUAAAAUAGAUAUAGGGGAUAACAUUAUUGAGAUGAAAAAUAUGCUUACACAUAUAAUUAGCAGUUUUUUGCUUUAUCCCGAGACUACUCUCUAAACUAAACCUUAAACUAAAUUUGACAGUAUAUCCAUUUCGCGAUCUAUAGAGCAUGUUCUGGUUACAUCAGUAUUAAGCCCCGUGUUUUUACUUAAGAUUUGCCUUAGGUUGAUCAAUCAUUUUAAGAUUACUUGUUUUGAUAAUCGUGCAUUGAAAGCAUUCCAUCCAGUACAGCUCAUCUAUUGUAGCGCUUUUACUGAUAAUAGUGUGUGCGUAUUUUGUGUGUACGUAUUUAUACGGAAUCUAUACAACGAGAUGGCGACACUGCCGGCAUUUCAUGUUCGUGAUGUCUAUGAAUUUUUUUACGACUAGAUACUCUUUUAUACUACCGCUUACCAUCAUAAAUCAAUAUUAAAACAGAAAACAUAUCAGCUACCUAUUUUUAUUGACAGUUGUAAUUACAAAUCCAUCUUGUCAAUCAAAAUUGUUUUAUCCAAAGUAUUAUAUUCGUACAUUUUAACACAUUUCCCAAGUGGAUGUUUUGUGGAGUCAUAAAGUAAAUCAUUAUUUACAAACAGUAUUUUGUGAACAAAAAAUAAUAUUAGAAAAUAACAGUAAGAAUAUAAUAUUUAUUCCAAUAAAGUAUGUAGUAUCAAGCAUUCUCAGCUUUUAUUAUGCUAGUUAUUCUAUUGGAGUCGUGUUAUUGCAUAUUUUAUUUAAACUUAGACGGUCGUAUAUUUACUACAAACAGUGUAAUAAAUAUGUUUAGUAAAAUUUUGUAUGAUGUAUUUUUCUUAAACUCGUGUUCAGCCAAAUUUGAUGUCAUC